AUGAGGCUAUGGCGAAGGGCGUCCGGAGUGAUGAAGGAUCAAAAUAGCCUCUGGAUUUCCAGCUUAUCCAGAAGAUCCUCACUCCGGAACCCGGACAUCGAAUCCGCCGUCAUUAAAGCCACCAGCCACGACGAAUUCUCGGUGGAUUACAAGAACGCCGAACGGGUUUACCGAUGGAUCCGGUUGUCCGACUCUCACAUCAAGCCUUUGGUCUGGUGCCUUUCCUUGCGCAUGGAGAAAACCCGGUCUUGGGUCGUCGCCUUAAAAGGGUUGAUGCUCAUGCACGGCGUUUUCACCUGCCGGGUCCCUGUUGUUCAACGAAUCGGCCGGUUACCCUUCGAUUUGUCCAAUUUCUCCGACGGGUAUGGUAAACCCGGCGAGAUUUGGGCCUAUAAUGCCUUCAUCCGGUCUUACUACGCGUUUUUGGAUCAGAAAUCCACCUUGCUUUUCGUCAAUAUGCAAGAGAAAAAGGGGUUAAAUGUUCUGAUUCAUCAGGAAUUGCAAAGGUGUUCUUUGAUGCAGGAUCUUUUGCUCCUGCAGAAAUUACAGGGGUUGAUUGACAUGUUGAUUCAGAUUAAGCCUCUUUCCCAGGCUGCCAGCGUUUUCCUAAUCGUGGAAGCCAUGGAAUGCAUUUUGAUCGAGAUUUUUGAUAUUUAUAGCCGGGUUUGUUACAUGAUUGCCAGGGUGUUGAAGCGGAUCGAUUCGGCCACGAAAAUCGAAGCCGCGAUGGCGGUUAGGACUCUGAAGAAGGCCAUUGUUCAGGGUGAUGAACUUUCUUCCUACUUUGAAUUGUGUCGAGAGAUUGGAGUUACGAAUGCUGAUGGAUGUCCUCAUAUUGUGGAAGUCCCUGAAGAAGAUAUUCAUGAGCUUGAGAUUAUGAUCAAUGAAAUUUCUGAGAGAUCAGAACUGGAUUGUGAUUCGUCUAAACAACAAAAGGAGGAAGCUCAACGAGCUAUUGCUAUUCUAAACGAACAGAAUGAUCAAAUGGAUCAUCGAUUGAAGACAGUGAUUACUGAUAACUGGGAGAAAUUUGAUGAAGAUUCAUCAUCCAUGGUUAAUGUUCCUGCAGAAACUUUCCAGAGUUCAUCAUCCAAGAACAACAACCCUUUUUUGUGCUCUCCACCACCAUCCCAUCAGCAGCAACAUCGUGGUUCAUCAUGUCCAGAUUUUCCUGAUUUAAUUAGUUUAUAG
This is a messenger RNA of Oldenlandia corymbosa var. corymbosa, 1191 nucleotides long. The record is from the annotation of a GenBank genome assembly. Lineage: Eukaryota; Viridiplantae; Streptophyta; Magnoliopsida; Gentianales; Rubiaceae.